GGCCGACGGGCGCCGGGGCGGGGGUUUAAAGGCACGGCGGCGGCGGCACGGCAGGUGACAGCAAGGUGCAAAACCCUCAAGCAGAGCUGGGAUGUGCUCUGUGCACCUCAAGAUGGGAAUCCCUGCUUAGAGGGUGGUUCUUACAGCUGCUACUGCACCCUGCGAGCUUUUUCAGCUAUUGCCACGUACCCCUACAACGCUGAAGCUUCUGAAGGCUCUAGGAUGCUGGGGCCAGCCAGACUAGGCCUGCCCACCUGAUCCUUGGCAUUCGCUUCCGCCAGCCCAUCAUGUUGUGCUCCUGGCGUGUCAAGCUGAAGCUGCUGCUCGCUACCGUCACCCUUGCCGUCCUCCUCUCCUGGCUCUACCUCUUCAUGGGCAGCCUUGAAUACGGCCGCUUUCUCCUGCUGCCACCGUGCCUGGGCGAGCAGCCGAGUCGGGAUGUGGAGCGGGAGGCCCUGGCCUCGCAGGUGCGCCGGGUGGAGGAGGAAAACCAGCAGCUCCGCAUGCAGCUUGGCCAGGUGCAGGUGGAGGGCAGCGAUGGCAUCCCGCAGUGGGGGGCCUCUGCCGAGGAUGGGCCCCCCCUUCGAGGUGAGAGGAACAACCGCACGGCCUGCCCCAAGCAGCGGAUGGUGCAUAAGUGUGAGCUCCUGCACGUUGCAAUUGUGUGUGCUGGACACAAUGCCAGCCGGGAUGUGGUCACCCUGGUGAAAUCCAUCCUCUUCCACAGGAAAAACCCCCUCCACUUUCACUUCAUCACGGAUUCGGUGGCCCACCAGAUCCUCCAGACGCUCUUCCAGUCCUGGAUGGUGCCUUCCAUCCACGUCAGUUUCUACAACGCCGAUGAUUUGAAGCCAGAGGUGUCGUGGAUUCCCAACAAGCACUACUCUGGCAUCUACGGGCUGAUGAAGCUGACGCUCACCAAGGCACUGCCCUCCAACCUCUCCAAGGUCAUCGUCUUGGAUACUGACAUCACCUUCGCCACUGACAUUGCUGAGCUCUGGGCUGUCUUCGGGAAGUUCUCUGAAAAGCAGGUGAUUGGGCUGGUGGAGAACCAAAGUGACUGGUAUUUGGGCAACCUCUGGAAGAACCACAAACCAUGGCCAGCACUGGGACGUGGCUUCAACACAGGGGUGAUCCUGCUCUUGCUGGACCGUCUGCGUCGCCUGGGCUGGGAGCAGAUGUGGCGGCUGACGGCAGAGCGGGAGCUCAUGAGCAUGCUUUCCACCUCGCUGGCCGAUCAGGACAUCUUUAAUGCAGUGAUCAAGCAGAACCCAGCCCUGGUGUAUCGGCUCCCGUGCUUCUGGAAUGUGCAGCUCUCCGAUCAUACCCGCUCAGAGCUGUGCUACACCGAGGUCUCAGAUCUCAAGGUAAUCCACUGGAACUCGCCCAAGAAGCUGCGGGUGAAGAACAAGCAUGUGGAGUUCUUCCGCAACCUCUACCUGACCUUCCUGGAGUACGAUGGGAACCUGCUGCGCAGGGAGCUCUUUGGCUGCGCCAGUCUCCCCAGCCCGCCCAGCGACCAGCUGCAGCAGGCACUCGAGGAGCUGGAUGAGGAUGAUCCCUGCUAUGAUUUCCGCCGGCAGCACCUCACGCAGCACCGUGUCCACCUGUUCUUCCUGCAGUACGAGUUCCUGGCCCUUCCCAACCCCACCGAUGUCACCCUCGUGGCCCAGCUCUCCAUGGACAGGCUACAGAUGUUGGAGGCCAUCUGCAAACACUGGGCCGGCCCCAUCAGCCUGGCGCUGUACAUGUCAGACGCGGAGGCCCAGCAGUUCCUGCGCUACGCCCAGGCCUCGGAGGUGCUGAGUGCCCGCCGCAAUGUCGCCUACCACAUCGUCUACAAGGAGGGGCAGUUUUACCCUAUCAACCUCCUGCGCAACGUGGCCUUGGCCAACACACAGACGCCGUAUGUCUUUCUGACUGACAUUGACUUCCUGCCGAUGUAUGGCCUCUACGAUUACCUCAGGAACUCCAUCCAGCAGCUGGAGUUGCCUCACAGGAAGGCAGCUCUUAUUGUGCCGGCAUUUGAGACCCUGCACUACCGCCUGACCUUCCCCAAAUCCAAAGCAGAACUGCUCUCCAUGCUGGACAUGGGCUCCCUCUACACCUUCAGGUACCACGUGUGGCCAAAAGGCCAUGCCCCAACUGACUAUGCCAAGUGGCGAACAGCCACCGUACCGUACCGUGUGGCCUGGCAACCAGACUUUGAGCCUUACGUUGUAGUGAGGCGAGACUGCCCGAAGUACGAUCAGCGGUUCGUGGGCUUCGGCUGGAACAAGGUGUCCCACAUCAUGGAGCUGGAUGCGCAGGAGUACGAGCUGCUGGUACUGCCCAAUGCCUUCAUGAUCCACAUGCCCCACGCUCCCAGCUUCGACAUCUCCAAGUUUCGCCUGAAUGCUGGGUACCGGGGCUGCCUACAAACGCUGCGGGAGGAAUUCCACCAGGACCUGUCGCGGAGAUACGGGGCUGCUGCACUCAAAUACCUCACUGCCGAGAGGAACCUAUGACACCUGGGGACAGUGGGUGCAGGGUGCUGGUAGCAGGCGGAGAAGGGAGGGUGCAGGGCCUCCUGCCCCAGCUUGCCUCGUAGCCUUGCCCAAGGGAUCUGAUUUGCAAUGGGAUGUCUGUAGAUAAGAGGGAGGAUGCCAGCUGUGAGAUCAGGCAGCGCCUGUGGGUUGAGUUGCUGCAGUGUGGCCCAGGAUUUGUUCAGAUCAUUCCUGUGUUAACAGGGGAGUUUCCACUGUGCCGGGGGACUGGUCUUCCCAUCCCUAGUUCUAGCAGGUAUCAAUUCACAGCUUUUGUUAGCUCACCUCAGCCCGGGGCCGGGCCUCGAGAGGCCCUGGAGCUGCACUUUUCCUCGCUCUGCUCCUCUCUGCAGUCCCAGUUUGCAAUCCUCUGCACAUCCCUGGAGCCUUGGCGAGUGGGAGAUGGCUAUGGGGACCAUCCUCUUGCAUCAUUUGUGGAGCAAGGCCUCAGAAGAGGCGUCCUGAUGAUCUAGGAGCUGAGGCCAGAGAUCACUAGGAGCUGCGGAGUCCCUGGACCAAGGCUGGCUCCUCAUCCCCGUGGAUGCAGAGUCUCUCCUGGGAUGACCCAGCUAUAAGUGAAAGCAGUCUGGUGCUUGGUACAAUCCUUCUGCCAUUGUGGUGGAUGGCAUAGCUUCACAGGGGGUCUGUGCUCCUGUGAAAGAAUUCAUGGCAGGGACCCCCAGUGCCUCCCCGACUCCUGGCAGUGCCAGGGCUGCCACCAACAAUCAGGGAUGGGACUGACCCCAGGGAGGCCAUAGCUGAGCACUGUGGUCUGUGCAGUGGGAGCAGCGUGGCUGGCUCUGCUCUGCAGCUGUCACACACUGGAGCACAGAGGAUGUGUUGCUUUCCUCAUGCUAUUUAAAUUAUUUAUACUUUUCUCAUAAAAAUUCAGUGGUUAGGGUGUCAUGGGUUUUUUGUUUUGUUUUUGUUUUGUUUUGUUUUGUUUUUUAAGCCUUUCUUGCACCUGGAUGAUUUUGCUGCUGGCACUGGAGCAGCUCCAGGCCCGGAGCUGCUGCAACCUAUGCUGUUCUCUUAGCAUUAUUCUGGUCUGCAAGAGCUAGAGCUGUGCAGGUGUGAAGAUUUCCGUCCGUGGUAGGAAUGGCCAGGAGGAGCCAUCCAAAUUGCAUUGUCUGGGAAGGGCACAAGCGCCUCUUGCUUAUUCUCUCUUUUUAAUUUAACUUUUAAAUUAAAGCUUUUUUAUUCUUUUUCA
Molecule: messenger RNA, 3735 nt
Organism: Lagopus leucura (white-tailed ptarmigan)
Lineage: Eukaryota; Metazoa; Chordata; Aves; Galliformes; Phasianidae
Gene: LARGE2
Product: LARGE xylosyl- and glucuronyltransferase 2
Exons: 16
Coding region: 288-2507 (739 amino acids)
Biological process (GO): protein O-linked glycosylation via mannose
Molecular function (GO): glucuronosyltransferase activity; xylosyltransferase activity
Source: RefSeq, a predicted model, not a curated record